This is a messenger RNA of Ogataea polymorpha, 2117 nucleotides long. RefSeq lists its product as uncharacterized. The transcript has a single exon. Gene Ontology annotation, cellular component: nucleus; cytoplasm. The record is from RefSeq and is a predicted model, not a curated record. Lineage: Eukaryota; Fungi; Ascomycota; Pichiomycetes; Pichiales; Pichiaceae. Gene Ontology annotation, biological process: intracellular signal transduction; protein phosphorylation. Gene Ontology annotation, molecular function: protein serine/threonine kinase activity; ATP binding. The coding region runs from base 908 to 2080 and encodes 390 amino acids.
CACUUUCCGCUGAUUGCAUUUUCGAUACUCGUGAAUCGUCGUCCUACACCAAUCUGUCAGCUCCAGACGCUGUUCUCCUUUGUUGUGUCACCUGGCAAAAAAAAAAGUUAGACUCGCUUUAUUUCCACUAAAUCCAUGCCGACGCCUAUAAACAUUGACCACAUAGAUACCCAGGAGCGCUACACGGGCUCGACACACCCGCUCAAGGCCAGACACCAUGCUCCGCCUCCGCAGAUCGUCGCGUCGCCCGGCGUGCGCGACUUCUUCGCCGGCCGGCACAAGUCGCAAGUCUCGUCUUUCCUCAAGCCGAACUCCUCCUUCAUAGGGUCCCAGCAGUCCGGCCGGUCGACGUUUGAGGUGCGCGUGGACUUGAAAGAGGUGGACCUGAAAAGAUCGUAUUUGUGCGGCUACUUCACGAUCCACGGCCUGACGGAGUCGCAUCCCGAGUUCACCACGUUCUUCAAAGGAGAGAUCAUCGGCCCGCACCACUCGUUUUACACGGCCCACGAGGAGUGGGGAUCCAACAAGCGCAACGACCUCCAGCACUGGAGCAGGUUCCCGUCCUGGAGAAGUCUGGAUUUCGACCAGGAAAACGACCUCGCCAACCAACACAUAUACGACACCGCACUGAACAACGAGCAUCUCUACAUGAGGUGGAAAGAGAUAUUUCUCGUUCCGGACGCCAGCGUGAAGAGCAUCAUGGGAGCCUCAUUUGAAGGUUUCUAUUACAUCUGCUUCAACCAGCUCACGGGCUCGAUCUCAGGGCUCUAUUUCCACCAGUCGUCGGGCAAAUUCCAGCAGCUGGAACUUGCACAUGUGCCCGACGGUGGGGUGUUGCCCUCGUUCAGUUUCGCAUAAUUUUUUCCCCUGCCCUUUUUUUUCUCUCCUUCUGGCGCUCCCAUAAAACAUGUCGAUCGAAGAGGGAUAUGUCGCCCGCACGCUCAACAACAGACUCGCUUCCAACACCAAACAACAGAAGCAGGCGCCUUCCAGAAUAGUGUACGAAAAGGCCAACUUCUACCUGGACUCCCGGUACCAUAUCAUAUCUGUGCUUGGAAAGGGCUCGUACGGAACAGUGUGCUCGGCGGUCGACAUGCAAUCAAAGGAUAAGGUGUCCAUCGCCAUAAAAAAGGUUAGCAACAUCUUCAACAAGGAGGUGCUGCUGAAACGCGCGGUGAGAGAGCUCAAGCUCAUGUCCUACUUCAAGGGCCACAAAAAUAUUAUCAACUUGGUGGACCUCGACAUCGUCUACAUGAAGCCCUACGACGGGCUGUACUGUUUCCAGGAGCUGGUAGACUACGAUUUGGCCAAGGUGAUCCACUCGUCCGUGCAGUUCAGCGAGUUCCACAUCCAGUGCUUCCUGUACCAGAUCUUAUGCGGACUAAAAUACAUCCACUCCGCAGACGUGAUUCAUCGAGACCUCAAGCCGGGCAACAUUCUGGUGACGAGCCAGGGAGUGCUCAAGAUCUGCGACUUCGGCCUCGCACGCGGAAUCUCGGAACAGUACAUGAACAAGAACCAUAGAUCCAGCAACAUCACCAACUAUGUCGCCACGCGGUGGUAUCGCGCGCCAGAGUUAAUUCUCACAAGAAAACAGUACGGCAAGGAGAUCGACAUGUGGGCCGUUGGGUGUAUUUUUGGCGAGCUGUACGGCCGCAAGCCGCUCUUCAUUGGCGACGACCAGAUGCACCAGAUCAGUGAGAUCUGCAAAGUGUUGGGCACUCCCUCAAGAAACGUGAUACUAGGGUACAACUCUACUGUGGCGUGGGACUACUUUGCGUCCUCGAAACCGCAGUUCCAGAAACAGGAGUGGUCCAACGUGUAUCCUCACGCCAGCGUGCUGGCCCACGAUUUGCUUUCGAACCUGCUUUGCUGGAAGGUCGAGAAACGGUACACUGUCGAGCAGUGUUUGGACCACCCCUUACUCGCUGAGGUCCGCAAUUUGGAAGACGAGCCAGAGGUUGCACAGCCGUUCGACUUCAGUUUCGAGUGGAAGUGUCGCACCGUCAACGACAUGAAAAUCCUGCUACACGAGGAAGUCGAGCUUUUCCGCAAGGAAAGAAAGGCGACGCUCAAGUAGGGCUCCGUGGUAUACUGUAAGCUAAUGAGAUUAGAAU